Molecule: messenger RNA, 1185 nt
Organism: Penicillium macrosclerotiorum
Lineage: Eukaryota; Fungi; Ascomycota; Eurotiomycetes; Eurotiales; Aspergillaceae
Product: replication factor C subunit 3
Exons: 5
Coding region: 1-1185 (394 amino acids)
Biological process (GO): DNA-templated DNA replication; DNA repair
Cellular component (GO): Ctf18 RFC-like complex; Elg1 RFC-like complex; Rad17 RFC-like complex
Molecular function (GO): ATP hydrolysis activity; DNA clamp loader activity; DNA binding
Source: RefSeq, a predicted model, not a curated record
AUGUCAGACUAUGAGGACGAGAUGGAGGUGGAUGCGCCAUCUAAGGAUGUUCAAUUCAGCUCCGAUAAUGCUAGUGGAAAGAGGAGGACGGCGGCCGAUCUCCCCGUCGCAGCUCAAGACAACCUUCCUUGGGUCGAGAAAUAUCGCCCCAACAGCCUAGAUGAUGUCUCCGGCCAUCAAGAUAUCCUAGCCACAAUCAAUCGAUUUGUCGACGCCCAUCGUCUACCUCACCUUCUUCUCUACGGACCCCCCGGUACCGGCAAAACUUCAACUAUUCUUGCCUUAGCACGACGGAUAUAUGGCCAAAAAAACAUGCGACAAAUGGUGUUGGAGCUGAAUGCCAGUGAUGACCGUGGCAUUGAUGUUGUACGAGAACAGAUCAAAACCUUUGCCAGCACAAAACAGAUCUUCUCCAUGGCCCCGCAGUCUAGCGGCAGCUCCUCUCUCGCGGGCUUCAAGCUGAUCAUCCUUGAUGAGGCCGAUGCCAUGACCUCGACCGCCCAGAUGGCGCUCCGCCGCAUCAUGGAGAAAUACACUGCCAACACCCGAUUCUGUAUUAUUGCCAACUAUACCCACAAGCUCUCCCCGGCACUGCUCUCCCGAUGUACCCGAUUCCGAUUCAGUCCCCUCAAGCCGGCCGACAUUCGAGUGCUCGUUGACCAGGUGAUUGAGAAGGAGAACGUUCGCAUUCAAUCGGAGGCGGUUGAUAGUCUGGUGACGCUAAGCAAGGGCGACAUGCGUAGGGCGCUGAACGUCCUCCAAGCCUGUCAUGCUAGCAGUAUUCCCCUCCCGAUGCGAGAUGCGCCAAAUGUGCCCCGGCCGGAGCCCGAGACGAUUACGAAUGCCACCAUUUACGACUGCAUUGCCGCGCCGCACCCGGCUGAUAUCCAACAGAUCAUGACGACCAUCCUCUCCACGAGUGACGUAACCUCGUGCCUCAACACCGUCAACACGCUGAAGGCGACCAAAGGUCUAGCCUUAGCAGAUAUUCUGUCGGCGCUAGCCGAUCAACUACAACAACUCGAGGUACCAGCACAGACACGAAUCACCUGGUUAGAAGGGCUGGCGGAGAUCGAGUGGCGUCUCUCCGGCGGCGGAUCCGAAGCCGUGCAGACUGGCGGGAUGGUGGGCGUGGUUCGGAAUGGCUGUGAAUUGAUGGGUGACAAAGGCAUCCCAGUAGCGUGA